Messenger RNA from Blumeria graminis f. sp. triticale, 243 nucleotides. NCBI's taxonomy places the organism in Eukaryota, Fungi, Ascomycota, Leotiomycetes, Helotiales, Erysiphaceae. The record is from the annotation of a GenBank genome assembly.
AUGGAUAUCAUUGCUGUACGUACUAUGUCACAGCAGGAGGAUCAGGAGGAGCACGAGGAUGAGGAGGCAGCUGAGCCGCCUGAUACAAUUAAUCAAGCACUAAAUGGCCUUAAGCGCCUGCUCAGCUUCAAGGAUUAUCUGCCAGAUUCUGACUCCGUGGAGCUCAUGACACUCUUGCGCAUUAAAAGAAGCCUCCAGCAUCAGGCAGAGCUUAAUAGAGGUCAGGGUGCAUUAGAUAACUAG